This is a messenger RNA of Coregonus sp. 'balchen', 7630 nucleotides long. Lineage: Eukaryota; Metazoa; Chordata; Actinopteri; Salmoniformes; Salmonidae. The record is from the annotation of a GenBank genome assembly.
AUGUCUCCUUUUCUGAAUGUGUUCCUGUUUGGUCCCGUUCUUCCCCCAGCGUCGCUGCGUCUUUUGGUUCCUCCACUGCGGCUGGUGUCUGCAGCUCUAUGGCAGGUUGUUCAGCGGAGAGACGUCAUGGACUACGGCUUGGUGGAGGAGUUUGUCACCACCACCUGUUGUGUUGGACAUAGUCCCAGAUCUGAUGAGUUCCAGAGAGAAAGUCCAACUCAUCAUGGGUCUGAGAGCACAGGUGAGAGAUGGGGGGGGCUGAUGGGUGGAGAGUGUAAAGGAGGAACGGGACUCAGGAGAACCCCUUGUUUCAACACCGGGGGUGAGGUAACUUCAUUAGAUGCAUGUAGUUGUUUGGUUAUAAUCUGGGUAAUUCUAUAUGAAAUAAUUAACCUGUGAACUAGGCUGUACCACAUUGUAUUGCUAUAGAAAUUGGUAUAGUCCCAUUAAAAAGUAUUACCCCACUUGCACAGUUUUCAUAUUUUCUGAAACAUGAUGCAUCCACCGCCAUGCUUGAAAUGGCUCCAUAGGAAAAGGCUAAUCUCAGCUGCAGUCAAUACGCUGGUUUUGUUUGCUGGCGCAUCCACCAGUAUAAUUUGAUUGAAUAAUUCUUUUAAAAUCCAACUUUUACUCCAUCAGCUGGUUCUGGAGUUGUGUCGCUCAGAACACCUAGCCGACUCUGAUACCAUCCAGCCACGCUCAGAACACCUAGCCGACUCUGAUACCAUCCAGCCACGCUCAGAACACCGACUCUGAUACCAUCCAGCCACGCUCAGAACACCUAGCCGACUCUGAUACCAUCCAGCCACGCUCAGAACACCUAGCCGACUCUGAUACCAUCCAGCCACGCUCAGAACACCUAGCCGACUCUGAUACCAUCCAGCCACGCUCAGAACACCUAGCCGACUCUGAUACCAUCCAGCCACGCUCAGAACAGGAUGAGGACCUGUAUCAUCACUCGUAGAGACAACAAGGUGAGUGCCGCUCAGUGACAUUGUAACUCUGCUGGUAUUAUUUGUAGUGGUUGAUAGAGAUAGAAAGACGGCUCGUCUUUGCUUCUGUGACAGCAUGGGCAGCGCCAUUGAGGGCUAUCUCCAUUUUAAAGUAGUCAAUUUUCUUCUUAGUACAAAGCUAAUAUUGGUGAUUUACCUCCUCCUGCAGUGCUGGAGUCCUGAACCAAAUUGUGUGUCAGAGUGCCCACAAGAUGGCAGUAAUAUAUGCUUAAGCCAUUGACAAACCAUAGGCAACCCAUUUAGAAGAAGAAGACAACGCUCUGAUCAUUGGCUGAACCCAUAGGAAUCCCCACCCAGUGGACAACUUUAUAAUGGUGGAAGCCCUCAAUGGUAUUUAUCCAUGAUGAAAAUGGGUUAGUCCCGUGUAGCUCAGUUGGUAGAGCAUGGCGGUUGCAACGCCAGGGUUGUGGGUUCGAUUCCCACGGGGGACUAGUAUGAAAAUGUAUGCACUCACUUAACUGUAAGUCGCUCUGGAUUAGAGCAUCUGCUAAACGACUGAAAUGUUAUAUCCAUCCAGAGCCUUCUUUUUACCUCUAUGGUUUUCAAAUCAUUACAGCAGUCUCAACCCCUCGGGGGAAAAAAGGUUUGUGAUAACCAGUGAUGUAGUGGUAAUAAAUAGGUGGGGAAACGCUGAUCCCCGUUCACAGUGAGUAAGGUAACUACACUUUCAAUGCAUUUUCCGACAAAAGUUGGGUAAACGCUGGCGCAAAAUAAGAAAGGUACGUCAAUGGCGUUCACACAGCUUCCGUUGUCACGUGCUCUGGUUAACCAGGCAAGGUGUUAUAGAUGCUGGCUCUUUUGAUUUAUUCACUGUGCUAUCCUCCAUACUUGCUGUAGAUUUCUGAUCCUGAGGUGGAGGCAUCAGAAUCCCAACUUCCUGAAGCUGAUUCAAACACGGCUGGAAGACCCAGUUGAGAAAGAGAGAGAGAAGGCUUCUUUCAGGUCAGUGACUAAGCAGCUGCUGGUGACGAGGAGGUGGUGAACAAGAGGAGGAUAAUAACUCCAAGGGGUUGAAUGCUUUGACAAGGUAGUAUUCAAUGUUUACAUUCAAAAGCAUCUCUACUUGUUUGGUUGUUUCUUAGAAGGUUUUUCUGGAGGAAUUCGGCCCAAAGUAUCACUCCGCACUGCAGACUCUGGUGUGGGAGUUCCUCCAGGCUGGAGAAGCUGCUUCCAACACCAACCCUUCAACAGGUACCACCAUAACGUCUUACUACCUUCAUCAAAUCAAUUCGAAUUGUAUUUGUCACCUGCGCCGAAUACAACAGGUGUAGACCUUACCGUGAAAUGCUUACUUACAAGCCCUAAACCAACAAUGCAGUUUUAAGAAAAUAGAGUUAAGAAAAUAUUUACUAAAUAAACUAAAGUUAUAUAUUUUUUAAUUACACAAUAAAAUAACAAUACGUUUUGGAGGCAAUAUUGCCAGCAAUGGUUGCUGCAAAACCUUUCCAUUGAAAAUGAGCAACUUUUUAUAAUCUGGGGAAUCUGGCCAAUUUCUAGGAAUCCUCCAAUCAGAGCGCAGAUAUUGGUCAUGUGAUCAGCCUGACAUUGUAAAAUAUUUUGGAAAGCAUGUUGGAGGUUUUUGAGCUGAAUGAGAGAAAAACAACUCCCAUUUUGGAGUGAAAUGUUGACUAUUCACGUCUCAAAUGUUUCCUCACUACAAUAUUUGAUCAUGAUACGUUAAUACAGAUAUACUGUUUUUAGUUUGUCAUGUUUCACUGACAAAAAUGUCCACGCUAGGGCGCAUGCUAAUCGAUUAGCAUGCUAAUUGAAUCCCAUGUAUAGUCAAUAGUACAAACUGGCUCAAUUAGCCAGCUAACUAGCCACAUAGAUUGUUAGCUAGCUAUAUCCAUUUACAUUUAGUUUUAGUGUACACUACCAGUCAAAAGUUUGGACACACCUACUCAUUCAAGGGUUUUUCUUUAUUUUUACUAUUUUCUACAUUGUAGAAUAAUAGUGAAGAGAUCAAACUAUGAAAUAACACAUAUGGAAUUAUGUAUUAACCAAAAAAGUGUUAAACAAAUCAAAAUAUAUUUUAUAUUUGAGAUUCUUCAAAGUAGCCACCCUUUGCCUUGAUGACAGCUUUGCACACUCUUGGCAAAAACGUUUAAUAGUUUAAAAAGUUGUAUAUAAGCACACUAUUCCAGACCAGUCUACACGUUUUAAAGUUUGAAUGGCCUUUCUAGCUUAAACGGUGUAAGAGGAGUAGUGAUCCAAAGAACAAUUACAAGGCAGAAAUAAGUUGUACAUUAUUUAGACACAUUAAUACAACCGUGUUUCUCCAGGACGCUGACAAUGUGCCUGAACAGUAUAAAACGCAUAAUGGUAUAGAAUAAAAUAUAUCUUUAUGCAUCUAUUCAUCCAAUGAAUGGACAUUUUGCAUAUCCUACAAUGUAAAAAAAAAAAGUAAAAAUAAAGAAUGAGUAGGUGUGUCCAAACUUUUGACUGGUAGUGUACACUAAAACUAAAUGUAAAUGGAUAUAGCUAGCUAACAAUCUAUGGGGCUAGUUAGCUGGCUAAUUGAGACAGUUUGUACCAUUGACUAUACAUGGGAUUCGAUAAGCUUGCUAAUCGAUUAGCAUUCGCCCCAGCGUGGACAUUUUUGUCAGUUAAACAUGACAAACUGAAAACAGUAUAUAUGUGUUAACGUAUCAUGAUCAAAUAUUGUAGUGAGGAAACAUUUGAGACGUGAAUAGUCAACAUUUCCCUCCAAAAUUUGAGUUGUUUUUUUCUCACUUCAGCUCAAAAACCUCCGCCAUGUUUUCCAAAAUAUUUUACAACAUCAGGCUGAUCUCAUGACCAAUAUCUGCGCUCUGAUUGGAGGAUUCCUAGAAAUUGUCCAGAUUCCCCAGAUUAUAAAAAGAUGCUCAUUUUCAAUGGAAAGGUUUUGCAGCAACCAUUGCUGGCAAUAUUGCCUCCAAAAAUUGCUAGUGUAUCAUCAGCUAAAUCGUCUCUGCUAUUUAAAUCUGAAAUCAGAACACAAAUAACUUCUACCAAUCAAGAGGUACUGCUGUUUUAGUAACUGCAUCAACUACAUUUCCUCUGACGGCCUCCCGAGUGGCGCAACGGUCUAAGGUACUGCGCUGCAGUGUUGCGGCGUCACUACAGCCUGGGUUCGAUCCCAGGCUGUGUCACAACCGACCGGGAGUCCCAUAGGGCGUCGUCCAGGUUAGGGAAGGGUUUGGCCGGGGGGGGGGGGGGGGGGGGGGACUUUACUUGGCUCAUCGCGCUCUAGCGACUCCUUGUGGCGGGCCGGGCGCCUGCAGGCUGACUUCGGUCGUCAGUUGAACAGUGUUUCCUCCGACACAUUGAUGCGGCUGGCUUCUGGGUUAAGAGAGUGGGUGUUAAGAAGCGCGGUUUGGCGGGUCGUGUUUCGGAGGACACAUUACUCGACCUUCGGCUCUCCCGAGCCCGUUGGGGAGUUGCAGCGAUGUGACAAGAUUGUAAUAACGAAAUUGGGGAGAAAAAGGGGGUACAAAUUACACACAAAAAAUAUAAAUAAAUAACUGAAAUGUUUACCACUUUCUCAACAAGUUAGAAAAAAACUUAGAGGGUAUGAAAUAGUGGUGUACUUCUCUGCCAAUUCAAGUCUGAAAUCAGAACAGAAAUAUCUACUACCAAUCAAGUCUCUCCUCACCCUUUCAUCCCUUCAUCCAUUAGGCAGGCAUCUAUCCAUUUACUUAUCCAUUCUAUUUAUUUAUCUAGCUUCCAGUCAUAACUUUAAAAACCUGUCUAUCCCCUAGCAUAUGUCAUAUUUCAUAUAAUACUACUGCUACUUUCUUUUGUUCUUUAUUUCUGUCUUUCGUUUAUCCAAUAAAAUAUAUAUAUAUAUAUUUAUUUAUUUAUUAUCGGCUAAAAUCUGUCUAACCCUGCAGCUUUAUUAGGCCAUCUUUUUUGACAACAUUGAAUUAUCAAGAGCCAGAUGCACCAUCAAUCAUGUUUUUCUCCCUAAAUAAUAGUUUAACUUUAAAACGUGUAGACUGGUCUGGAAUAGUUUGAUAACAUUUACACUUUUUGAACUAUUAAACCUUUUGUCCUUAAAAAAACCUCAUCCACUUUAAUGGGAUUUCUUCAACAUUCUAAUGUAAAUGUCUCAUUGUUGAAAACUCCCAGACUUCCAACAUUCUAUUCACUGUAAACAAUGUAACUUUUGCCACUAAUCAGCUACUUUCACCACUUUCCCAACAAGUUAGCCAAAAACUUAGCGCGUACAACAUCUUAAGGCUGGUUUAUACUUGGUCUAACAACGUGUUUGUAGACAAUUAGAAUUCGACAAGUGUCGUUGGUCAAAACAACAUUUAAUUUAUACUCCAGUGGAAUGUCUGUAGACCGUCGCUGCGACUGUCGGUUUCCAUGUUCAUGUUGCAGACAGAAAAUUGAACUUUCACCCUGUUUCAGCAUCUGUUGUCAUGGUUACCAGAAACGAGAGUGCACACGUUCUAAAAAUCUCUGUUAGAAUGCCCUGCUUUUAUUUCGUCACAUUUUUGUUGUAAUUUAUCUUCCUGUAAUAAUGAAUACAAAUUAGCUAAUGUUAAGAUGUUGUCAGCUAUGCUCUGGUCAUUAUUUUAACUGGCUAGUCAGCUAGCUAACAAGCUAGAAACGAACCAAAACAUUGCUUUUAGUUGCCUGGCUUGCUAGAUUGACAUAUACUAAAUUCAUUUUUAGACGGAUGGGUGUAUUGGUGUUAAAAUACCGCAGUUAUGCUAUUUGGACCACCAUGCUGUUGAUGUCAUGCAGCCUGACGUUUUUGUGUUUAUAUUUUUUCAAAACAACGACAAGUUUGAUGUCAGAUGACAAUAGAAUGUUCAUGAUGUCACUGAGACAACUGUCUACAGACACGUCGAUAGACCAACUGUAAACAAGCCUUAAGUCUACUUCUCCGCUAUUCAAAUCGGAAAUCAGAACAGAAAUCUCUUCUUCCAAUCCAUCAAAAGUUUCAGCUGUUUCAAACUAUACUGAACAAAAAUAUAAACGCAACAUGUAAAAGUGUUGGUCCCAUGUUUCAUGAGCUGAAAUAAAAGAUCCCAGAAAUGUUCCAUAUGCACAAAAAGCGUAUUUCUCUCAAAUUUUGCGCACUAAUUUGUUUACAUCCCUGUUAGCGUUUCUUCUUUGCCAAGAUAAUCCAUCCACCUGACAGGUGUGCCAUAUCAAGAAGCUGAUUAAACAGCAGGAUCAUUACACAGGUGCACCUUGUGCUUGGGACAAUAAAAGGCCAACCUAAAAUGUGCAGUUUUGUCACACAACACAAUGCCACAUAUGUCUCAAGUUUUGAGGGAGCGUGCAAUUGGAGUGCUGACUGCAGGAAUGUCCACCAGAGCUGUUGCCAGAUAAUUGAAUGUUAAUUUCUCUACCAAAAGCGUAGUUUUAGAGAAUUUGGCAGUAUGUCCAACCGGCCUCACAACCGCAGACCAUGUGUAACCACACCAGCCCAGGACCUCCACAUCCAGCUUCUUCACCUGUCUGACACCAGCCACCCAAACAGCUGAUGAAACUGAGGAGUAUUUAUGUGUAUAAUAAAGCUCUUUUGUGGGGAAAAACUCAUUCUCAUUGGCUGGGCCUGGCUCCCAAGUGGGUGGGCCUAUGCCCUCCCAGGCCCACCUAUGGCUGCGCCCCUGCCCAGUCAUGUGAAAUCCAUAGAUUAGGGCAUAAUUAAUUUAUUUCAAUUGACUGAUUUCCUUUUAUGAACUCUAACUCAGUAAAAUCGUUGAAAUUGUUGCAUGUUGCGUUUAUAUUUUUGUUCAGUGUACAUUUUCUCUUUUAGUUAUCUUUAUAACUGGCAGUUUGACCACUUUCUCAACAAGUUAGACAAAAACGUAGUGUAUGAAAUCUUAGUCUUACUUCUCUGCUUUUCAAAUCUAAAAUCAGAACACUUCUUCCACCACCACAAAAAUACUUUCAAAGAGCUCAAGCAAGUCACACAAUUUUUCUUCAUGGACAAUUACCAUCUAGUUGCUUGUAUUAAAAGUUCACAAGGUAAUUUGAAUUACUUGUAUUAGUUCUACUACAGUCAUUGAACUUUUACAGGACAUGGAUGGCAAUAACUGCUUUUUUUGUGUGUAAAAAAAACAACAAAUAAUAGUAAAGACAUUUAAAUCACCAAAAAGUGGGCAACAAGGUUAUGAUAUUUUAGAACUUCAUCUAUUGUCAUUGUCAAGCCAUUCUCUUUCCAAUAGACUGCAUCUUGGUUUCUACCUGACCCCUCUGUCCUGGAGGAGUGUGUGCAGACUGGCAGACUGUGUCACCCUCAACCUUUGAGAACCCUUCUCCAGUCCCACACCAACCCUUCUCCGGUCCCACACCAAUCCUUCUCCAGUCCCACACCAAUCCUUCUCCGGUCCCACACCAACCCUUCUCCGGUCCGACACCAACCCUUCUCCGGUCCCACACCAACCCUUCUCCGGUCCCACACCAAUCCUUCUCCGGUCCCACACCAAUCCUUCUCCAGUACCACACCAACCCUUCUCCGGUCCCACACCAAUCCUUCUCCGGUUCCACACCAACCCUUCUCCAGUCCCACACCAACCCUUCUCCGGUCCCACACCAAUCCUUCUCCGGUCCCACACCAACCCUUCUCCAGUCCCACACCAACCCUUCUCCAGUCCCACAUGUUGAGGCCAAUG